Messenger RNA from Diachasmimorpha longicaudata, 1623 nucleotides. Its product is annotated as angio-associated migratory cell protein. The transcript is spliced from 5 exons. Gene Ontology annotation, molecular function: protein binding. The record is from RefSeq and is a predicted model, not a curated record. Bases 278 to 1492 code for a protein of 404 amino acids. NCBI's taxonomy places the organism in Eukaryota, Metazoa, Arthropoda, Insecta, Hymenoptera, Braconidae.
GGGACAUCGUCAAAGAUGAAUUUCGGAAGAUUCAUAUCCCUCAAGGCCCGCAUGAGAACGACAUCCUCAGGAAGAUCCAUGGAAGUUCUCUUCAGCUGUCCGGCCAUAUUAAGAACGGACUUAAGCGCCCGAAGACCAAAAUCAUAAUUCUGGGAGCUCUGUUCGACCUGCGUAUCCUGGGUUCAUUGUUAUGAAAAUACCAACUUUUCUGUCCAGCACGAUAUCUUGACCUUCAAACUGGAACAGAUAACAACAAUUCGGUCCAUUGUGGGUAAAGAUGCACAACACAGAUACGCCUCCAAUGUCCCCAGGUAUUGACGAUGAGCUCGACGAGGAGGACAUGGUGUACGUGGGAGAUGUAGACGAAGUAAUUGACGCCCUGGAGAAUGAAGAGCCUAUGGAAGAUGAGGAUCCAGAGGUGGACGAUUCCAUCACUGUGUUCGACAGACAUCAAAAAUCUGUAUUCUGCGGCUCCUUGACUAGGGAUGGAAAAUUGGCAGCGACAGGUGGAGAAGACGAUAUGGCUUACGUCUGGGACACAACCUCUGGCGAGAUGAUUCACGAGUGCACAGGGCACAAAGACAGUAUCAUUUUCGCUGAAUUCAACAAAGAUGACACUUACUUGGCCACUGGAGACAUGAGUGGACUCAUUCAAGUUUGGAAGAUGAGUGACAAAAGUGUCGUAUGGGAUUUUGAAAUUGGUGAUGCAGCUUGGUUAAGGUGGCAUAAACAAGCGAAUGUCCUAUUUGCUGGCAGUGUAGCAGGUGAAAUAUACAUGUGGAAAAUCCCCACUGGCGAAUGUAAAAUAUUCCAGGGCAAUGGGCAGAAGACUGAAACAGCAGUCGUAUGUGCAGACGGUCAACGACUCAUCGCAGGAUACGAAGACGGUGCCAUUAGGGUCAUGGAUCUGAAAGAAGGAACAAUUCACACAACAAUCCUCCCAAACAUAGCCCAUUCAGCUCCCACCACCGACUUAGACUGUCAGUUCGACAGUAAAUUGAUAGUAUCUGCUGCCACCGAUGGCAAGACUGUCCUCAGCACAGUAGCCACUGGCAAAGUAGUCGGAGUCCUUCAACAUCUCCAAGAGAACAAACAGGCGAGUACGGAAGAAGGCACGAGUCAGGAAUCAAAAACCGAUGAUUGGAUUGAAGCAGUUGCAUUCUGCAAGGAUCCUGAGCUGCAUUUUGUUGCCACUGGAACUCUGAGUGGAGAAAUAUUCAUUUGGGAUGUCUCAAAGCAGGUGGUUAGGCACAAGAUCACACAAGAGGGGGGAGUCAGCAAACUCGUAUGGAAAGGAACCAGUCCUAUUCUUUUUUCUGCUGGAUUGGAUGGAGUUCUACGGUGCUACGAUGCCAGAACUGCUCAGCUUCUACAGUCUUUUAGUGGGCACCGACAGGAUAUUCUGGAUAUUUUCAUCUCUGGCGAUGGAUCGAAAAUUUUGACGACUUCAGAUGACUCAACAGCUCGGAUAUUUGAUAUCUCUGCAUAUUAAUUCUAUAAUGAUGAUGGUUCCGAUAGCUCAAAUUCAAAAAACAACAUUCUAUUAGAAAUAAAUAUCAAAGAAUAUAUUGUAUUCCCCAUUGCCUAUAUACAAUUAAAAUCUAUUUCUUUUUAUUAAAGCUA